GCUAAAAUCAAAAAAUAUAAAAAGAAUUGAAAUUGCCAAAAUAACAAAUGUGAUGGGAUUGAUUGUAAUCAUUGAUUAUACAGAAUUUAUUCCUGCUAAUAGGAGCACCCAUUUUAUAUAGUGCAUUUAUAAUAAGCCAUAAUAUAUUUCGUUCUAAGUUCAGUCAAAAUUAUUUGAUUGGACUAUUCCUUCUUCGUUUAGUACACAUGGUAACCACACCGGCCACUGUGCACAAAACAAACACGUGAGGAUGGGAGUCGGCAGUGUAUCGUCAUCAAUGCAUUAAAUGAAAUGAGAAAAAGGAAAGAUAAAUACGUCGGUUGUGUUUGUCUAGGGACUCGCAGUUGUGAUUUGUACCAAGGGAUAUCUCUGGAAUCCGCAUAUCCCCAUUUUUGUCUUGCUGAUCAUCAACCCAUUUAUUUAGUUUGAUCUUUGUGAUUUCGAUUUUGGUUUUCCAGGGAUUUCCCUUUUGAUUUGAAGAAAUGGAGGUAGUGGAUUACUUGAGUGAUGAGAGGAAUAAGGCGCAGUUCGAUGUGGAAGCCAUGAAAGUUGCUUGGGCUGGUUCUCGUGAAACUCUUGAACUAUCUGAGCGUAUGGCCAAGCUCGUUGCUAAUGAUCCUGCCUUUGAGAAGUUUACCAGACCUAUGCUUGGUAGGAAAGAGUUGUUCAAGAACACACUUAAAAAAGCUGCAUAUGCAUGGAAGUUGAUUGUUAAUCUUCGUCUAUCUGAAGAAGAAGCCAAAUGGUUGCGACUUUAUAUUGAUGAGCCUGCUUAUACUGAUCUUCACUGGGGAAUGUUCAUCCCAGCCAUAGAAGGACAAGGCACCGAGGAACAAAAGCAGAAAUGGUUGCCAUUGGCCCAAAAGAUGCAAAUUAUUGGUUGUUAUGCUCAAACAGAACUUGGUCAUGGAUCCAAUGUGCAAGGUCUUGAAACAACUGCAACAUUUGAUCCCCAAACAGACGAGUUUGUCCUUCACAGUCCUACUUUAACUUCAAGCAAAUGGUGGCCUGGUGGAUUGGGGAAAGUGUCAACACAUGGUGUCAUUUAUGCUCGCCUCAUAGUAAAUGGUCAAUUCCAUGGAGUUCAUGGCUUUAUUGUCCAACUAAGGAGCUUGGAGGAUCACUCACCUCUUCCUGGCAUUACUGUUGGUGAUAUUGGACUGAAGUUUGGAAAUGGAGCAUAUAACACCAUGGACAAUGGUGUUUUAAGAUUUGAUCAUGUGCGUAUACCAAGGAACCAAAUGUUAAUGAGGGUGUUACAGGUUACAAAGGAAGGAAAAAUCAAGCAAUCUGAUGUUCCUAGACAACUCAUUUAUGGGACAAUGGUGUAUGUUAGGCAAACAAUAGUAGCAGAUGCUUCCAAAGCAUUAUCUCGUGCUGUUUGUAUUGCCACAAGAUAUAGUGCUGUUCGCAGACAGUUUGGGUCACGUAAUGGUGGGCCCGAGACACAGGUGAUUGAUUAUAAAACUCAGCAAAGUAGACUCUUCCCUUUGUUGGCUUCUGCUUAUGCCUUUAGAUUUGUGGGGGAGUGGUUGAAAUGGUUGUACAUGGAUGUGAAGCAAAGAUUAGCAGCUAAUGACUUCUCAACUUUGCCUGAGGCACAUGCAUGUACUGCAGGGUUGAAGUCCUUGACAACUACUGCUACAGCUGAUGGAAUUGAAGAAUGUAGAAAACUAUGUGGUGGGCAUGGGUACCUUGUUAGUAGUGGGCUUCCUGAACUAUUUGCUGUUUACAUUCCUGCUUGUACAUAUGAAGGGGACAAUGUUGUCCUUCUGCUACAGGUUGCAAGGUUUUUGGUGAAGACAGUUUCGGAGCUGGGAUACAAAAAGCCAGUUGGGACAACAGGUUAUAUGGGACGAGCAGCAGAUCUGCUGCAAAAUAAUUGUGCUGUUCAAACCGCUGGGGAGUGGCUAAACCCUGAUGCGGUUGUGGAAGCAUUUGAGGCUAGGGCUGCUAGAAUGGCUGUUAGCUGUGGUCAACGGUUAGCCAAGUUUGAGAAUCCAGAAGAAGGUUUUGCAGAACUAGCGGCUGAUCUGGUGGAGGCAUCAGUUGCUCACUGCCAAUUAAUUGUUGUGUCCAAGUUCAUUGAGAAAUUGCAGCAAGAGAUCCCUGGAAAAGGAGUGAGAGAGUCGUUAGAGGUGUUGUGUUAUGUGUAUGCAUUGUUCCUUGUUCACAAGCAUCAAGGUGAUUUUUUGGCCACUGGGUAUCUUACCCCUAAACAGGCCUCACUUGCUAACGAUCAGCUCAGAACUUUGUACUCUAAGGUGCGUCCAAAUGCAAUAGCAUUGGUUGAUGCAUUCAGCUACACGGAUCACUACCUGGGUUCAAUUCUUGGGCGUUAUGAUGGGAAUGUGUAUCCAAAACUGUAUGAGGCUGCUUGGGAGGAUCCUCUCAAUGACUCGGAUGUGGUGGAUGGAUUCCAUCAAUAUGUCCAACCAAUCCUCAAACAGAAGCUGCACUCUGCUAAGCUAUAAUAGUUAUAAUAUCAUAGCAACUGCUGCCGAGUCUUUAGGCAUUGUUUUAACAUUCAUAAUGUGCGACUAAAUUAGUUGUUAAAAGACUAUUGAGUGUGCUGCUGCUUGCAAGAUUAAAACUAUGCUGCAUCAAAAUUAUGUAUGUAUGACUAUAAAAUUUUACUUGGUUUUCUUUAAAGGAAGUCAUUUCCGAACUUCACACCAAAGCCGCACAACUAGGGGUGUCGAACGUGUAAAAUUUUCGGGUUUCGGGUAGAACGGGUAUUUCCUUAAGAAAAUAAUACCCGACCUAUAUUGUAAUUCGGGUUUUCGGGUAUUCGGGUUUGAGGUCGGGUCAGGUAAUUAUCGGGUAUACCCGAAAUUUUUUUAAAUGACA
Lactuca virosa is the source of this 2850-nucleotide messenger RNA. The record is from the annotation of a GenBank genome assembly. NCBI's taxonomy places the organism in Eukaryota, Viridiplantae, Streptophyta, Magnoliopsida, Asterales, Asteraceae.